Sardina pilchardus (European sardine) is the source of this 2417-nucleotide messenger RNA. Its product is annotated as 5'-AMP-activated protein kinase subunit beta-1-like. Gene Ontology annotation, biological process: signal transduction. Gene Ontology annotation, cellular component: nucleotide-activated protein kinase complex; nucleus; cytoplasm. Gene Ontology annotation, molecular function: protein kinase binding. NCBI's taxonomy places the organism in Eukaryota, Metazoa, Chordata, Actinopteri, Clupeiformes, Clupeidae. The record is from RefSeq and is a predicted model, not a curated record. The transcript is spliced from 8 exons. Bases 251 to 1060 code for a protein of 269 amino acids.
GUAGCCUAGCUUAUGAUUGGCUACAUGAUGAAUAUUCAACAUAAGAGCGAACAAGAGGGGGCGGGGCACCUCAUGUGACGUCGAAUGAUAGCAAACAUGGAAAUACUGAUGAAAGAUAAGACGAAGAGAAAAUAAUUACUGCGAGUUAUUAUACAGCAAGUAGCCGUGUGAGCCCCUCAGGCACGUAGUUACUGAAAGCCUGCUGGUCCUCGCCCUGAGUGACUUACGUGCGAGACCAGCGAACGGCAGUAUGGGCAACACCAGCAGCGAGCGGGCGGCCAUGGGCCAGGGCGAGAAGGCCCACCGCCGGGACAGCCGCGGGGCGAAGGAGGGGGACCGGCCCAAGAUCCUCAUGGACAGCCCGGAGGACGCGGAUAUCUUCCACGGGGAUGACAUGAAGGCCCCGAUGGAGAAGGACGAGUUCUUUGCGUGGCGGCAGGACCUGGAGGCCGAUGAAAAGGGCGCGGCGGGGGACCGGCCCACAGUGUUCCGCUGGACCGGCGUCGGGAAGGAAGUGUUCGUGUCGGGCUCCUUCAACAACUGGGCCAACAAGAUCCCUUUAACCAGGAGUCAGAACAACUUUGUGGCAAUAAUGGAUUUACCUGAAGGAGAUUAUCAAUAUAAGUUCUACGUUGAUGGACAGUGGAUUCACGAUCCAUCAGAGCCUGUAGUAACCAAUCAGAUGGGCAGCGUGAACAACAUCAUCCAGGUCAAGAAGACGGACUUUGAGGUGUUUGAUGCUCUGAUGGUGGACUCACAGAAGUGCUCAGAUAUGUCAGACCUGUCCAGCUCCCCCCCCGGCCCGUACCAUCAGGACGCCUACACGCCCAAACAGGACGACAAGUUCAAGUCCCCCCCCAUCCUGCCCCCCCAUCUCCUGCAGGUCAUCCUCAACAAGGACACGGGCAUAUCAUGUGAUCCAGCCCUGCUUCCAGAGCCCAACCACGUCAUGCUUAACCACCUCUACGCACUGUCCAUCAAGGAUGGGGUGAUGGUGCUUAGUGCUACCCAUCGCUACAAGAAGAAGUAUGUGACAACACUCCUCUAUAAGCCCAUCUGAUCCCUGAUGGACUCGACUAAACUUAUCCAGACCAAACCCCUCCACUCUCUCUCUCUCUCUCUUGCUCUCUCGCUCUCUCUCUCUCUCUGUCUCUCUGUCUCUCUCUCUCUCUCUCUCUCUGUCUGUCUCUCCUGCCUGAAACAAGACACUGCCUGUGUAAUGCACAUGUGAUCUACUGUACAGACAUCCAGCCAGCCAGACAAGAUGGCUGCCGCUCUGGAGCACACUUGGACCUGCAGUGGUCCAGAUCUCACUCACACACACUCUGGCCCUGCAGUGGUGCCAGAUCUCACUCACACACACACUCCAUCAGGACUAAACCCGGCUCACACACACUCCUGCUCACACACUUGGACCUGGCCCUGCAGUGGUGCCAGAUCUCACUCACACACACACGCUGCAUCUGGUCUAAACCCUGCUCACACACACUCCAUCAGGUCUAAACCCUGCUCACACACACUCCUGCUCACACACACUCCAUCAGGACUAAACCCUGCUCACACACACUCCAUCUGGUCUAAACCCUGCUCACACACGCUGCAUCUGGUCUAAACCCUGCUCACACACGCUGCAUCUGGUCUAAACCCUGCUCACACACGCUGCAUCUGGUCUAAUGUUGGCCAGAGGUUGCCAGGUCCUGCUGAUGUGUGCAGAUCUGGGUCACGUCCCGCUAACACGAGGAGCGUCUGGAGUGGACAGCACUGGACGGGGGCGAUGGCUGUGUGCGGACACAAAGGGACACACACACACACACACACCGCCACCCCCCAUGUCACCCCCUCUGCCAAUGCUACUGUAUCUCCACAGCCGGCUCCCUGGUCUCUCAGCUCGGGCUUCUAUUCUUAUAUUCACGGCUAUCUCUUGAUGAAAUGCUAUUUUUCUCGGAAUGUUCUUCGGGCAGGGAUCAUGGGAGUUUGAGUUCUUGAGUGUUUUUUUUUUAUAGAGCGUCUCACGUUACAAGAGUAUAGGGAAGUGAAUGGAGACGACAGAACAAUAGACUCACUGAAAAGCCUCGAUACACACUGUACUCUCUCCACUUGCCAAAGUCCACACAAGGGCCUUCACUUAGUUACGCCUCCAGUUCAGUACCAACAAGUAAUUGUGUUAUACUCUCUCUAUAUAUUAUCUAGGAAUGCUUGUGUGGUUUUUGUUUGUUUGUUUUCCCAUUUCAUUUCCAUUUCGGAGGCCAAGUAUUCAUCCCCAAGUAAGUGGAGGGACCAGUUCUGUUAAAGAUGUUGGAUUGGAAAGUGUGUGUGUGUGUGUGUGUGUGUGUGUGUGUGUGUGUGUGUGUGUGUGUGUGUGUGUGUGUGUGUGUGUGUGUGUGUGUGUGUGUGUGUGUGUGUGUGUGUGUGUGUGU